Molecule: messenger RNA, 2598 nt
Organism: Mus pahari (shrew mouse)
Lineage: Eukaryota; Metazoa; Chordata; Mammalia; Rodentia; Muridae
Gene: Mmp14
Product: matrix metallopeptidase 14
Exons: 10
Coding region: 271-2019 (582 amino acids)
Biological process (GO): collagen catabolic process; zymogen activation; skeletal system development
Cellular component (GO): extracellular matrix
Molecular function (GO): zinc ion binding; metalloendopeptidase activity
Source: RefSeq, a predicted model, not a curated record
GCUGUGGGAGAAGGGAGGGACCAAAGGAGAGCAGAGAGGGCUUCCAACUCAGUUCGCCGACUAAGCAGAAGAAAGAUCAAAAAACGGAAAAGAGAAGAGCAAACAGGCAUUUUCAGGAGCAAUUCCCUCACCUCCAAGUCGACCGCGCUCUAGGAAUUCACAUUCCGUUCCUUUAGAAGACAAAGGCGCCCCAAGAGAGCGGCGGCGCGACCCCAGGGCGUGGGCCCCGCCGCGGAGCCCGCACCGCCCGGCGCCCCGACGCCGGGGACCAUGUCUCCCGCCCCUCGACCCUCCCGCAGCCUCCUGCUCCCACUGCUCACGCUUGGCACCGCGCUCGCCUCCCUCGGCUGGGCCCAAGGCAGCAACUUCAGCCCCGAAGCCUGGCUGCAGCAGUAUGGCUACCUACCUCCAGGGGACCUGCGCACCCACACACAACGCUCACCCCAGUCACUCUCAGCUGCCAUUGCCGCCAUGCAAAAGUUCUAUGGUUUACAAGUGACAGGCAAGGCUGAUUUGGCAACCAUGAUGGCCAUGAGGCGCCCUCGCUGUGGUGUUCCAGAUAAGUUUGGGACUGAGAUCAAGGCCAAUGUUCGGAGGAAGCGCUACGCCAUUCAGGGUCUCAAGUGGCAGCAUAAUGAGAUCACUUUCUGCAUCCAGAAUUACACCCCUAAGGUGGGCGAGUAUGCCACAUUCGAGGCCAUUCGGAAGGCCUUCCGAGUAUGGGAGAGUGCCACGCCACUGCGCUUCCGAGAAGUGCCCUAUGCCUACAUCCGGGAGGGACAUGAGAAGCAGGCUGACAUCAUGAUCUUGUUUGCUGAGGGUUUCCACGGUGACAGUACACCCUUUGAUGGUGAAGGAGGCUUCCUGGCUCAUGCCUACUUCCCAGGCCCCAAUAUUGGAGGGGAUACCCACUUUGAUUCUGCCGAGCCCUGGACUGUCCAAAAUGAGGAUCUAAAUGGGAAUGACAUCUUCUUGGUGGCUGUGCAUGAGUUGGGGCAUGCCCUAGGCCUGGAACAUUCCAACGAUCCCUCCGCCAUCAUGGCCCCCUUUUACCAGUGGAUGGACACAGAGAAUUUCGUGUUGCCUGAUGACGAUCGACGUGGCAUCCAGCAACUUUAUGGAAGCAAGUCAGGGUCACCCACAAAGAUGCCCCCUCAACCUAGAACUACCUCUUGGCCCUCCGUCCCAGAUAAGCCCAGAAACCCCACCUAUGGGCCCAACAUCUGUGACGGGAACUUUGACACCGUGGCCAUGCUCCGAGGAGAGAUGUUUGUCUUCAAGGAGCGAUGGUUCUGGCGGGUGAGGAAUAACCAAGUGAUGGACGGAUACCCAAUGCCCAUUGGCCAAUUCUGGAGGGGCCUGCCUGCAUCCAUCAACACGGCCUAUGAGAGGAAGGAUGGCAAAUUUGUCUUCUUCAAAGGAGAUAAGCAUUGGGUGUUUGACGAAGCCUCCCUGGAACCCGGAUACCCCAAGCACAUUAAGGAGCUGGGCCGAGGGCUGCCCACGGACAAGAUCGAUGCAGCUCUCUUCUGGAUGCCCAAUGGGAAGACCUACUUCUUCCGGGGCAAUAAGUACUACCGUUUCAAUGAGGAAUUCAGGGCAGUGGACAGCGAGUACCCUAAAAACAUCAAAGUCUGGGAAGGAAUCCCUGAAUCUCCUAGAGGGUCAUUCAUGGGCAGCGAUGAAGUCUUCACAUACUUCUACAAGGGGAACAAAUACUGGAAAUUCAACAACCAAAAGCUGAAGGUAGAGCCAGGGUACCCCAAGUCAGCUCUGCGGGACUGGAUGGGCUGCCCUUCGGGGGGCCGGCCCGAUGAGGGGACUGAGGAGGAGACGGAGGUGAUCAUCAUUGAGGUGGACGAGGAGGGCAGCGGAGCUGUGAAUGCGGCCGCCGUGGUCCUGCCUGUACUGCUGCUGCUCCUGGUACUGGCAGUGGGCCUCGCCGUCUUCUUCUUCAGACGCCAUGGGACGCCCAAGCGACUGCUUUACUGCCAGCGUUCGCUGCUGGACAAGGUCUGACCCCCACCACUGGCCCACCCGCUUCUACCACAAGGACUUUGCCUCUGAAGGCCAGUGGCUGCAGGUGGCGGCAGGUGGGCUGCUCUCACCCGUCCUGGGCUCCCUCCCUCCAGCCUCCCUUCUCAGUCCCUAAUUGUCCUCUCCCACCCUCACCCCAGCAUUGCUUCAUCCAUAAGUGGGUCCCUUGAGGGCUGAGCAGAAGAUGGUCGGCCUCUGGCCCUCAAGGGAACCUCACAGCUCGGUGUGUGUCCAGCCCUAGAUGAAUGUUGUCAAGGCUCUGCACUUGAAGGCAAGACCCUCUGACCUUACAGGCAAAGGCCAAAUGGGAUCAUCUGCUUCUUUUCCAUCCCCCUGACUACAUACCUUAAAUCUCUGAACUCUGACCUCAGGAGGCUCUGGGCAUAUGAGCCCUAUAAGUACCAAGUGUACCCAGUUGGCCGCCUCCCGCCAUUCUAACUAAAAGGAGUCUUAAGAGGUGGAAAGAUUGUUCAGUUACCCUAAAGACUUUGAUAAGAAAGAAAAAGAAAGAAAGAAAGAAAGAAAGAAAGAAAGAAAGAAAGAAAGAAAGAAAGAAAGAAA